Solanum lycopersicum (tomato) is the source of this 318-nucleotide messenger RNA. RefSeq names its product protein RGF1 INDUCIBLE TRANSCRIPTION FACTOR 1-like. The record is from RefSeq and is a predicted model, not a curated record. NCBI's taxonomy places the organism in Eukaryota, Viridiplantae, Streptophyta, Magnoliopsida, Solanales, Solanaceae. Gene Ontology annotation, molecular function: zinc ion binding.
AUGGGUAGCACUGAUUCAUCACCUUUUGAAACAAAUGAGCAGGGGGAAUUGAAACCUAGCAGGAGUAUGCCAACAUGGCUAGGACCACUUUUGAAGAAGACAUUCUUUGGGGAAUGUUUGGUGCAUGAUGGACUUCAAAAGAAUCAAAGGAGCAAGUACUGUAUCACAUGUGAUUCUGAUUUAUGCAGGUAUUGCAUCGCUACAAACAAACACAAUGAUCAUGACCAGCUAAAGAUUUAUCGACAUGUUUACAAAGACGUUGUUCCUGUCGAGCAGAUGAAGAAGUAUAUUGACUGCAAACUAAUUCAGGUAAAUUAA